Molecule: messenger RNA, 966 nt
Organism: Cicer arietinum (chickpea)
Lineage: Eukaryota; Viridiplantae; Streptophyta; Magnoliopsida; Fabales; Fabaceae
Product: UPF0235 protein At5g63440
Source: RefSeq, a predicted model, not a curated record
GACAGCGGUCAGUGAUAAUAAAAGAUAAAAGGUAUAUGAUGAUGGUGGUGAGAGAGAGAGAGAAUAACUGAAUAAGAGUAAUUGGAGAAUGCCGAAGAGGACGACGCAUACAUACUCUAGCGAGGAUGCAGCUCCGGAGGGCCAACACUCCGAUCUCUUCGUUUAUUACUGCAAGCACUGCGGUUCCCAUCUCCUAAUAACUGACACCCAAUUGCAGAAAAUGCCUCGAAGAAACACCGACAGAGCUUACGUAUUGGACAAGACCAAACAUCUUGCCAGAUUCAACAUUCAAGAAGCAGGCAACGUUCUCUUAAAGCGAGGCCAAGGAAAACUCGAGAAACAAUAUCGCAUGAAUUGUAUUGGUUGCGGUCUCUUUGUUUGCUAUCGCGCUGAAUCAGACUUCGAUACUUCCUCUUUCAUUUAUGUUCUUGACGGCGCACUCAGUACUGUUGCUGCUGAAACCAACCCUCAGGAUGCACCCGUUCCACCCUGCAUUUCCCAGCUUGAAGGAGGACUUGUUCAACUUGCUAUUGAAGUUGAGGAUCGUGCUCACCGUUCCGCAAUCACCAGAGUAAAUGCUGAUGAUGUUCGAGUCAGUGUAGCUGCUCCUGCUGCUCGUGGAGAAGCCAACAACGAACUUUUGGAGUUUAUGGGAAAAGUUUUGGGUUUAAGAUUGAGUCAAAUGACACUUCAGAGAGGAUGGAAUAACAAGUCAAAGCUUCUUGUGGUAGAGGAUUUGACUGCUAGACAAGUUUAUGAGAAACUUUUGGAGGCUGUACAACCCUGAUGCUGUCUUUUAGCUUUAUUAUGCAUGGGUUCUGGUUUUCUGGAAUGUGAGGGUUCUUGUGAACAUGUUGAACCUCUUUCUUGUGCAGAAAUAAGUUUGGUGCUUAAAUGUCAGUUUUGUUUAUUUAGUUUUACUAAGAGACACGUACAAUGAUGCCAUUGGCCCAUUUCAUAGAUCUA